GCGCUGCCGCUGCCGACCCCCUACCCCUGCCCCUCCUCACUCCGCCGCCGCUGACCCUACGCCGACCCCCACCCCCGCCGCGCUGUUGCCGAGCGUGUCCGAUCCGAGCUCCAGUUCCGGUGCAGCCAUCGCCGAAUUUCCCAGUCGCUAGCUCGAACCCAACCCCACGCCUGCUCGAUUUCGCUUCCUUGACAUCGCCCGCGCACCCACCGCGGGCAGUCGCUGAUGACCACCGCGCCGUUCGUCUCCCCAUCGCUCCCCCGACUACACUCCGCGCGGGCCUCUCCGUUCCCCAAACCCUCCGUUGGGUCCGGGGGUGGGGUCGCGUUCCCCGCCCGGACGUACGGGUCAUCGCUUCGCCUGAGGUCUGCCGUCAUGUCUGCCAGCGGCGUCGGGGGGAACGGCUCUCCGAUGGCGCCUGAGGAGUCCACAGUGUCUUCUAGGUUGGGGGAGGUCAAGCGGGUAACCAAGGAAACAAAUGUGCAUGUCAAGAUCAACCUGGACGGCACUGGUGUUGCAAACUCCAGCACAGGGAUACCGUUCUUGGAUCACAUGCUUGAUCAACUGGCAUCUCAUGGACUGUUUGAUGUAUACGUGAAGGCGACGGGUGACACACACAUUGAUGAUCAUCACUCAAAUGAGGAUAUUGCUUUAGCAAUUGGAACGGCAUUACUUCAAGCACUUGGUGACCGAAAAGGAAUUAACCGGUUUGGGCAUUUUACAGCACCACUUGAUGAGGCAGCAGUUGAGGUUAUACUGGAUCUAUCUGGUCGACCUCAUUUGAGCUGCGGCUUAAGCAUUCCUACCGAAAGAGUUGGCACAUAUGACACACAGCUAGUUGAGCAUUUCUUCCAGUCCCUUGUGAAUACAUCUGGCAUGACGCUUCACAUCCGUCAGCUUGCGGGAAACAACUCACACCAUAUUAUCGAGGCAACUUUCAAAGCAUUUGCCAGGGCGCUUCGACAAGCAACGGAAUAUGACUUACGCCGCCAGGGCACUAUCCCAAGCUCAAAAGGUGUUCUGUCAAGGUCUUAGUGUUGCAAUGCAAGAUCGAAAACUGGACGCACGCUAUUCGCCCUCAAAGAAACACAUGGGCGGUCGCCUGCUAUGUCUCUGCUGCUACUUGGACUUGCAGUCCGCGGGGUUUGGAACAAGAACAGCAUGGAAAUUGCUUGUUAUCCUGUUGUCAGGGUUUGUUUAUCUUACUACCAUUGGCAUACUGUAUCUGCUCGCUACUGCAGUUUUGCUGGACAACACUUACAUCUGAAGAUGUAAAAGCUGCAGACGGCUUGACAUUCUGAAAGUUAUUACCUCUGAUAUAUGGAUUCAGCAUUGGUUUGCGCGGUGUUGCGCCUGUAAUAAUGGUUUGGCCAUUCAAAAGAGUGAAAUGAAAUAGAAUAAUAAUCUCUGUGCCUUUUGCACUCCA
Messenger RNA from Aegilops tauschii subsp. strangulata, 1426 nucleotides. RefSeq names its product imidazoleglycerol-phosphate dehydratase 1, chloroplastic. Lineage: Eukaryota; Viridiplantae; Streptophyta; Magnoliopsida; Poales; Poaceae. Gene Ontology annotation, molecular function: imidazoleglycerol-phosphate dehydratase activity. The record is from RefSeq and is a predicted model, not a curated record. Gene Ontology annotation, biological process: L-histidine biosynthetic process.